AGCGGUUCUGGUCCGAGUAGAAGGAUGCAGCCACCCUGUCGUCAUGAAGGGUUUGUGUGCCGAGUGUGGCCAGGACCUGACCCAGCUGCAGAGCAAGAACGGGAGGCAGCAGAUGCCGCUGUCCACAGCCACCGUGUCAAUGGUGCACAGCGUCCCAGAGCUGAUGGUGAGCUCCGAGCAAGCUGAGAAGCUAGGGAGAGAGGACCAGCAGCGCCUGCAUCGGAACAGGAAGCUGGUGCUCAUGGUUGACUUGGACCAGACCCUGAUCCACACCACCGAGCAGCAGUGCCAGCAGAUGUCCAACAAAGGUAUCCUGCACUUCCAGCUGGGCCGGGGUGAGCCGAUGCUGCACACUCGCCUGCGUCCACACUGCAGGGAGUUCCUGGAGAAGGUUGCCAGGCUGUACGAGCUGCAUGUCUUCACCUUUGGUAGCCGGCUAUAUGCGCACACGAUCGCAGGCUUUUUAGACCCUGAGAAGAAGCUUUUCUCUCACCGAAUAUUGUCGAGGGACGAGUGCAUUGACCCGUUCUCUAAGACAGGGAACCUCAGAAAUCUCUUUCCUUGUGGAGACUCAAUGGUUUGCAUUAUCGAUGAUCGAGAAGACGUCUGGAAGUUCGCCCCCAACCUGAUCACCGUAAAGAAAUAUGUCUACUUCCAGGGCACAGGGGACAUCAAUGCUCCCCCCGGGUCCCGGGAGCCUCUGGCAAGGAAGAAAGUGACUUACCCUCCCAAAGGCGCCGACGUCCCAGAUCAAGCUCCGUCUGUCAUGGACCCCGAGGAGGGAAGGCAGGUCCCUGGGGUUGAGCAGAGUAACGGCCUUGGGAAGCCCGCGAGGGAGCUCAAUGGGGACUGGGCCUCACCUGCUGCCCGCGCCCCUCCGGCAGACUGUAGGGGGCCCCUGGCGUGUGCUCAGCAGCAAGGCCGGACCUCGGCUGAGAAGCGGCCUCAGGGCACUGCGGGCAGCGACCUGGACUUUGACUUGUCCAGCGACAGUGAGAGCAGCAGCGAGUCGGAGGGUCGGUCCUCCAGCACCUCCGACGGUGAAAGUGGGGAGAAGAGGAGCCAGAAGGAGCCUAAGGCUGCGCAGGACACGGGGAGAGCUGUGCAGCCAGGCGGGGCCCUGGGCCAGGGAGGGGAGAGGCCUGUGGGGGCAAAUCACUGCGGGGAGCCUGUGCCUGCAGUGCCGGCAGAGCCGCAGGAGGAGGGGGAGCGGGAUGGCCUCUGCGGGCUGGCCGGCAGCCCCGCUGACAGGAAGGAGGCCGAGACUGAGUCCCAGAACAGCGAGCAGUCGGGCAUCACGGUGGGCGAGUCGCUGGACCAGAGUGUGGAGGAGGAGGAGGAGGAGGAGGAUGGGGACGACCACCUGGUGCACCUGGAGGGCAUCCUCGCCCGCGUGCACGCCGCCUACUACGCCCGGUACGACCGCUACUUGCGCGGGGAGGCCCCAGAGGCCCCUGACAUACGCAGGAUUGUCCCCGAGCUCAAGAGCCGGGUGCUCGCGGACGUGGCCAUCGUCUUCAGUGGGCUACACCCCACCAACCUGCCCGUGGAGCGGACGCGGGAGCACUACCACGCCACCGCGCUCGGCGCCCGGAUCCUCACCCAGCUGGUGGUGGACCCCGACGCGCCCGACAGGCCCACCCACCUGAUUGCCGCCAAGGCAGGUACAGAGAAGGUGCGGCAAGCCCAGGCGUGCGGACAGCUGCAUGUGGUGAACCCUGACUGGCUGUGGAGCUGCCUUGAGCGGUGGGACAGGGUGGAGGAGCAGCUCUUCCCCCUGAGCGAGGACUACGGCAGAGUGCAGAGGGAGGAUGGCCCCGCAGCCUUUCCCGACAGGCAAGGGGCGCUGCCCGCUACCUUGUUCCAUCCAACACCUGUGCACCCCAGGGCCCAGCCCGGCCCCGACGUCCGGAUCUACGACGCCAGCACUGGCAAGCUCAUCCGGAAGGGCUCUGCCGGCCCCGGGCCCCCCGGCUCCCUGCAAGUCCACACGGAGCACUCCUCCUUCAGAGCUGUUCAGCCACAUCAGCAGCAGAUGUUUGGUGAGGAGCUGCCAGAUAAUCGCGCUGGGGAGCAGCCCGGUCCCAGAAGAAAGCGACAGCCCAGUAUGUCAGAGACCCUGCCGCUGUACACGCUCUGUAAGGAAGACCUAGAGAGUAUGGACAGAGAGGUGGAUGACAUUCUAGGAGAAGGCAGCGACGACAGCGACAGCGAGAAGAAGAAGCCCGAGGAGCAGGAGGGGGCAUCUCAGCCCAGGGAGCCUGAGGCCCCAGUGGCCCAGAGGGGGCACACGCUCCAGUCGAAGUCACCCGGAGAGAGGAACGCAGCAGAUCCCCGGGGGCCCAGGGGCCACAAGAGGAAGCUGAAUGAGGAAGACGCAGCCAGCGAGUCCAGCAGGGAAUCCAGCUGUGAGGACGAAGAGGGGAGCAGCUCGGAGGCGGAUGAGAUGGCUGCGGCGCUAGAGGCGGAGCUCGACCUCAUGUGACCUGCAGGGCUCCCAGACUGACGCAAUGUCAUCUCCCCUCCCAUGACGACCUCGACCUCCCAUGCCAGCUCUCAGAUGGGGUGUCCUCUCCAGGAAGAUGUGUGUAUUUUGCAAAGCUCCACCUACAGAAACGUUAUUUUGCAGAAAUGGGUGUUUUGAGAAGAAGUUUUACUACCGGAAAGUCUACUUGUUCCGUGACAAUGAUGGGAAGUGUGGGCCGUGCCAAAGAUCUGUGGUGCUCGGCCACGCAGGACGGGGCCGCGGUUCCUGUCGUGUGGUGAGGGGCCUGGAGGGUUUUCCUUUAAAUUCCACAGCAUAUUGUUCAGGGCGAAGUCGGGAUCCGACGAGACACGGGCGCAGCAGGAACCCAGCAUCCUGUGGUCUUCACUCUGAAGCCACCAGAUAGCAGGGAUUUCUGAGAGGCCGGUUCACGCGUGGACAGGCCUGGAGCCCCGCUGCCCCGCAACCCUCAGGGCUCGUUUCUGAGCAGUGCCGGGGUCCCUGGAACCUGUGUCCUCCUUUUCCCAGGACCAGGUUGCACACGGCCUGCCGUCCGCGCCUGCUCUUCAGAUCUGGUGUAAAGUUUUGUAUAUUUCAUAUCUGACCCACCAAACAGGUCUUUCCUCCAUUUAAUAAAGGUCCUUUUUGUAA
This is a messenger RNA of Miniopterus natalensis, 3136 nucleotides long. The record is from RefSeq and is a predicted model, not a curated record. Lineage: Eukaryota; Metazoa; Chordata; Mammalia; Chiroptera; Miniopteridae.